AUGAACUGGAUGUCCUUACAGGUCCUGCUUGGCGGGGUUAGCCAGUACUCCACUGUAUUUGGGCGUGUCUGGCUAUCGGUGGUGUUUGUGUGCCGUAUCCUGGUGUUUGUGGUGGCUAUUCAGCAGGUGUGGAGUGAUGAACAGAAAGAUUUCAUCUGCAACACCGCCCAGCCGGGUUGUACUAAUGUCUGCUAUGACCAUUAUUUCCCCAUCUCCCACAUCCGUAUUUGGGCUCUCCAGAUCAUUUUUGUCACUUGCCCGUCUCUCAUGGUGGUGGCUCAUGUCAAGUAUCGUGAAAUGAAGAAUGAGAAGUACACCAAUGUCCACAAUGGUGAACAUCUGUAUGCCAACCCAGGAAAGAAGCGCGGAGGGCUAUGGUACACCUACAUACUCAGCCUGGUGUUCAAAGCUGGCUUUGAUGCAUGUUUCCUCUAUAUUCUGUACUACAUUUAUCAUUUUGACAUGCCAAGAGUUGUCAAAUGCACUGAGGAACCUUGCCCAAAUAAAGUUGACUGCUACAUCUCCCGUCCUACAGAAAAGAAAAUCUUCACCUUCUUUAUGGUGGUCACUUCAUCGCUCUGCAUCUUCAUGUGUAUCUGCGAGAUGUUCUAUCUGAUUACCAAGAAAAUUCGCAAGUACCUGCUUAAACAGCAUCAACGCAGUUUACAGCAUGAUUACAAAAGGGUGGAUCCAACGGCCUCAUCCAACCAGAAUCUCAGCAACUUUAAAAAGGCAAAGGUCACAGAAGGAGAGAAGGAUUCAGAACCAGCAUAGUUAUCGUCUGAAAUUAUUGUGAUGCAAGCAAGCAUUAUAGACAUUAAUGAGACACACUGGACCUUGCUAAGAAUAUAGAUAAUGCCAAUACACCAAAGGAAUAUUGCAUAUUUGAAGGACUUUUUCUUGGGACAAUAACAUAUCUAUGACAAAUUCUGAAUUUCAUUAUUUUCUUAUAUGUAAUCAUUUAAAUUAAAAAAUAAAAUAAAAUUUGGGAGUGUAUUCUUGAGUCUCCUCCACUAAAGGAGCACAGUGUCCCCUAGUGUACAGACCCACUUCAGAGAACAACAUAGUGGGGAGGAGACCAUAGUAAGAAUCCAGUUCCUGGCCUAAUACAGUAAAUAAAUUAUUGUCCACACUAAAGUCUGACAUUUUCUGCAAAACAUUGAUUAACAGCUACUGGACACACAGAGACUCUUGAAAGCUGGACUGAACUAACCUUAUGAAGUCUUUUC
Molecule: messenger RNA, 1229 nt
Organism: Carassius carassius (crucian carp)
Lineage: Eukaryota; Metazoa; Chordata; Actinopteri; Cypriniformes; Cyprinidae
Product: gap junction beta-4 protein-like
Exons: 1
Coding region: 1-774 (257 amino acids)
Biological process (GO): cell communication
Cellular component (GO): connexin complex
Source: RefSeq, a predicted model, not a curated record